This is a messenger RNA of Closterium sp. Naga37s-1, 4722 nucleotides long. Lineage: Eukaryota; Viridiplantae; Streptophyta; Zygnematophyceae; Desmidiales; Closteriaceae. The record is from the annotation of a GenBank genome assembly.
AUGCGCAUCGAUAGGACUCGGGUGAAGGUGUACCGCCUCAACGACGACGGCAAGUGGGACGACAAGGGCACAGGCCAUGUGUCCGUCGAGUAUCUCGAGCGGUCGGACGCGAUAGGGUUGGUGGUGAUCGACGAGGAGGACAACGCCACGCUGCUCGUGCACCGCAUCUCCACCGACGACAUCUACCAGCGCCAGGAAGACACCAUCAUCUCGUGGACGGAUCCCGAAGUGGCCACGGACUUGGCGCUCAGCUUCCAGGAGAGCAUGGGCUGUGCUUAUAUCUGGGAUCAAAUCUGCAACGUGCAGCGCCAGAUUCAGCUGCCAUCCGUCCUUGCAACGGAGGUGGCAAAGGACUCAUCGGAGCUGCCAGCAGUGGAGACCCGCACACUGCCAGCCAUCGCAAAGCUGGUGACGGACGUCUCGCCCUUCCACCGGGAUCGAAUGGCAUCUCUAAUCCUCCGCGAGGGCUACGUGGCGCGGCUGGUGGCGCUGUUCAGGGCGAGUGAGGGAGCACACGACACCCCCGCUCUGCACCACCUCUACCGCGUCUUUAAAGGCCUCGUGCUGUUGAACGACUCACAGCUGUUUGAGGAGCUGUUUGCACCGGAUGCCAUCAUGGACGUCAUUGGCGCGCUUGAGUACGACCCGGACGUGCCAUGCAGGCAGCAGCACCGUGCGAGUGUGCAGCAGCAGGCAGUGUACCGCGAGGCGCUGCCCAUCCCCAGCGCCGCCCUGCUCGCCAAGAUCCACCAGACGUACCGCCUCGGGUACAUCAAGGAUGUGAUUCUACCGAGGGCCCUGGACGACCAGACGUUCAGCAGCAUCAACUCGCUCAUUCUCUUCAAUAACGUCGAGGUGGUGACGACACUACACAGCAACAAGCCCUUCCUGGCGGACCUCUUUGCGAGCCUGCGCGCCUCUGACCCCCACUCGCCCCAAUUCACCGACCUUGUGCGGUUCCUGCAGGAGUUCUGCUCGCUGCACAAGCACCUGCAACUCGCCCAACGCACCUCCUUCUUCAGUGCGCUCAUAGCGUUGGGCCUCUUUGACGUAUGCACACUCGUCAUGCAACACCCCCUGCACUCCGUGCGCCUCUCAGGAAUCGACAUACUCAUGUCGUUGAUGGUACCUGACCCCGCCCCUCUGCGCACGUUCCUCGUGGAGCAACCCUCCCACGCCCUCCUCUCCUGCCUCGUGCGCGGCAUGGUGGCGUGCAGGCAGGUGGAAGGAGGGCUGCACGCACAGCUGCUGGAGAUGCUCAGAGUGCUGCUGGACCCCGAUACCAUGGAUGCGGCCGACAAGAGCAAGUUUCUGGACCUCUUUUAUGAGGACUAUCUUCAGCUGCUCAUCUCAGCCGUUGUUGCCGGCACCAGCGCAUCUCAGCCGUCCACGUUCCCCGCUGCUGCCCGAAAUUCUACCGGGGCUAUGAAGAAGAGGCGGGCAGCACAGGGGAGAGCAGAUGGUGGGGCGAGUGGGAGAGUAGAUAGAGAAGCGGGGAGGGGAGCAGGAGGCAGGGGUGAUGAUGCAGAACCAGCAGAGAGGGAUGGAGCAGAAGGACGGGAAGCAGAGAGAGGGGGAGCAAGGGGCGGAGGAGCAAGGGGUGAAGAGCAGGGGGAUGCAGAGGGCGAGGAGAGGCAGAGCGGAGAGGGGGGUGGAGGCGAGCGGGGCGAGGAGCCGCCGUCACCGGAUGUGCUGACGAGCAUCUGUGACCUGCUGUGCUUUUGCGUGCAACACCACAGCUUCCGCAUGAAGUACUACGUGCUGCGCAACAGCGUGGCAGAGAAGGUGCUGCGGUUGACGCAGCGGCGAGAGAAGUACCUCUCUGUGGCCGCCAUCCGCUUCCUGCGCUGCUGUAUCGCACUCAAGGACGACUUCUACGUGCGCUAUCUGGUGAAGAACCGCCUGCUGGACCCGGUCAUGGUGGCCUUCCGUGCCAACGGGGCGCGCUACAACCUCCUCAACUCCGCCGUGCUUGAACUCAUCGACUUCGUCCGCAAGGAGAACGUGAGGCCGCUGGUGGCGUACAUAGUGGAGUCAUACGGGUCGUGGCUUGACUGCAUUGACUACGUUGACUCCUUCAAGCUGCUGCGACUCAAAUACGAACAGAACCUCGAGUCCAACAGACCAGCUGUGCCUCCCCCAGUCGUCAUUCUCCCCCCUUCCACCUCCUCUCACCACCACCACACGCACCACCACCAUCACCACCAGCACCAGCACCACCAUCAACAGCAGCAGCAACUCCCCUCCUCUCCUCCCUCAUCUCCGCCCCUCCACUCUGCCGCUGAAGCCACUGCUGCUGCUGCGGGCGAGGAAAGACAUGAUAAUGGCGCUCGUAGUGGCUCUGCCACCACUGCACAUGCGUGUGCGCAUGUUGACGCUGAUGCUGUUCCUCAUAGUGAUGGUGAUGAUGCUGCUGAUGCUGCUGGUCCUGAUACCAGAGAUGCUGGCAACGAUGAUACUACUAACAAUGAUGCUGAUGCUGCUGAUGGUGGUGAUGAUUAUGAUGAUGAUGAUGAUGAUGAUGAUGACGAUGGUGAGGAGGAAGAGGAAGAGGAAGAGGAGGAUGAGGAUGAGGAGGAAGAGGAUGUGGAAGCUGAAGGCGAGGGUGGUAGCAAUGUCGAAACUAACGAUGCCGACGCGAAUGCCGAUGAAACCAAGGACACUGAUGCUAACAGUAGGGACGCUCAGAGGCAUCCGAACCUCUCUGGUUCAGCAGCAGGCUCAGCUCUGGGUGUUGUGCCGGUGAUGGGAGGGGAAUGGGAUGGGGGUGACGAAGGAGGAGGGGGAUUGGAGGUGGAGGGUGGGAGGGGGAGAGGGAGAGGGAGAAGACAGAGACGCAGUCGAGAAGGGGGGGUGGAGGCGGAUCCGCAAGACAACGGUUUUCAACAAGAUGGCAGGUGGGGAUUGCGAUGGAUUUUCUUGUCUUUUCAAAAGUUGGCAGGUGGGAUCUUGCCUUUCUGCCGUGCAUCCUCUUUCCCUGUUCUCUUUCCCUGUGCUCUUUCCCUGUGCUCUUUCCCUGUGCUCUUUCCCUGUGCUCUUUCCCUGUGCUCUUUCCCUGUGCUCUUUCCCUGUGCUCUUUCCCUGUGCUCUUUCCCUGUGCUCUUUCCCUGUGCUCUUUCCCUGUGCUCUUUCCCUGUGCUCUUUCCCUGUGCUCUUUCCCUGUGCUCUUUCCCUGUGCUCUUUCCCUAUGCUCUUUCCCUGUGCUCUUUCCCUGUGCUCUUUCCCUGUGCUCUUUCCCUGUGCUCUUUCCCUCUGCUCUUUCCCUCUGCUCUUUCCCUCUGCUCUUUCCCUGUGCUCUUUCCCUGUGCUCUUUCCCUAUGCUCUUUCCCUGUGCUCUUUCCCUGUGCUCUUUCCCUGUGCUCUUUCCCUGUGCUCUUUCCCUCUGCUCUUUCCCUCUGCUCUUUCCCUCUGCUCUUUCCCUGUGCUCUUUCCCUGUGCUCUUUCCCUGUGCUCUUUCUUCACCAUCGCAAUCACUCUUCCUUUCUCUGCUGUCACCCACAUGCCUCUCCGCCGUUUCUCCCUUCUGCUGCCAUCCCCACCACUGCCAGUGAUGAAGAUGCCGACAACCCUGAGUCUGCACCAGCAACGGUGCCAGGAACCCACUCCCCCCCUCUCCACCCGCCCCACCUAUCCAUUCCCCUGCCCUCCCUCCACCCCCCUCCUCGCCUCCACCCCUGGUUACCCCCGCACCAACCCCUCUCCCCCACCGCCCGCCGGCCGUUCUCUCGUUCGCCCUCUCCCCCUCUCGGGCGGCCGUCUUUGUCUCCACCCGCCCGCCCGUUGUCCCCAUCUGCCCGCCACCGCAUGUCACGAUCGCCCUCGCCGCCCCCACCACUGGCCCCACUGCCGCCCAUCAACGGCACCAUCGGCAGCGAGUCUCGCAGGAAGCGGCCGCGUGGGUGCAUGGACUCGAGUUCAGCGCAGGCAGAAACCGGGGCGGAUGGAAGGGGGGAGAGUGGGUGUGAGCAGGGAGGGGAAAGCAGUGAAGUGGCAGAGUGGGCAAGCAAGGGCAGGGCGGCAGAGGGAGGUGAGCCGGGGCCUAGCAGCAAGGCACUUGGCAAGAAGGCACUGUGCAUGAGAAAACGGUUCCUGCAGGUGCGCACUCAGGAUAACACCACUGCGGUGCCUCUGGGGGAGGUGGCACCUGGGGGAGGGGCGCCCAAGAGAAGAGGAGGGGCGCAGGAAAGGGAGGAGCCGACUCUUGGUGUGUGCUCCCCUCGCCCUGUGCUCUAUGACCCGUGGCAGAGCGCGAGGGGGAAGGGGAGAGAGCGGGCAGGGAGUGUGGAAGGAGACGAGGGCGAUGGUGGUGAGGAUGGCGAGUGGGCUGCUAGGCUGGCUAUGGCUGAGGAGGAGGAGGAGAGGAGGCACGCAGAUGGGGGUGAUGGGAUUGAAGGAAGUGGUAACAAGGGUGAAGGGAACGAGGGAGCGAGGGGAGGUGGAGGGGUGGAGGGUGAGUGUGCAGUGAGUGGGGUCAAUGAUGUGGGGGAAAAGGGUGGUAGGGAUGCAGGUGGUGGAGAAGAGGGCAUGGAUGGAGCAGAGAGGGGAGAGGAGGAGCAGGAGGAGAAGGCAAAGGGGGAGAAUGCAGGCAGUGGUACGAUGAUCAUAGGUGAUGAGGCAGGUGGGUCGGAUGGGCAAGGUGAGGCAGGUGGAGCAGAGGCACUGACAGCAGCGGCGGGAGGUGCACCAAGUGCAGGGCGGUCAGUGGUUGAGGCGUUGAGGUAG